AUGGCGUCCCAAACCCCCGCCGUUGUCAUGGACAACGGUACGGGAUACUCGAAGCUUGCUGGACCUGGCGGACAUCUCUCUGGCAAACGCGGCACCGAGGAUCUCGACUUCUUCAUUGGUGACGAAGCUCUUGCCGCAGCCGGAGGUGCGGGCUAUGGCAUCAACUACCCAAUCAGACAUGGCCAGAUCGACAAUUGGGAUCUAAUGGAGCGCUUCUGGUCCAACUCGAUAUUCAAGUACCUGAGAGUGGAGCCUGAGGACCACCACUUCCUACUCACCGAGCCAGUACGCCAUGCUGUCCCAAACGCUAGUGGUGCAUGA
Molecule: messenger RNA, 321 nt
Organism: Pyrenophora tritici-repentis Pt-1C-BFP
Lineage: Eukaryota; Fungi; Ascomycota; Dothideomycetes; Pleosporales; Pleosporaceae
Source: RefSeq, a predicted model, not a curated record